AGUCUGGCCAUGAAGAGGACUUCGCGUCGGAAGCGGGGUCCGCGCGCCGGGGCCGAGGCGGAGGAGGAGGAGGAGGAAGAGGAAGCGGCGGCUGCGGCGGCGGCGCCCCGGAGGUCCGGGAAGAAGACUAGCUCGAAGCCGCUCAGUGAAAUCUUCCAGGAGUUGGAGGCACAGGCCUCCAAAGACAGCCGCCGUUCCGAGGAGCCGCCGGCGGGCAAGGAGGCCUCUUCCGCCUUCGCGGAGUGGGACGCGAAGGCGGCCAAGAGGUCCUGCCCGCUGGGUGCCAGCGGGCUCCGCGGAGGCGAGGCCGCGCCGGAGCCCGAGGCCUCGGGGCCUUUGGAGAACUUCGUCGUGUUCCACUGCCUGGACUGCUUCGCCGUGCUCGGCGACUCUGUGCAUCUGUGCGGGGAGGAGACGCGCCUGCUGAGCAUCCUUGUCCUCAGCCGGAUCACACAUAAUGUCAUUUUGGAUAAGUCCUUACUGGUUGGCAUUGAAGGUGCUCUCCUGGGCAGUACCUACAACCCUUUAUUCUGCCAUUCUUGUGGGCUUUCUGUAGGCUUCAGACUUUAUUCUACAUAUGCAACACUUUCUGACUUGAAGGGUCUCUUCUGCCUUUUUAAGAACAGCAUUGUGUGCUACCUUUUAAAAACAAAAUCUAUAGUAAAUGCAUCUGAGAUGGAAUUUCCUACUAAGCAUCUAAAUGCUCAAAUUUCAAAGCUGAAAGAGAAGAUUAUGAUGAUGGACUCUAACUUAACAACAAUAAUUGAGGACCUGAAGACGGUUAUCCAUGGACCAUUGGAUGUAGAGCUAGAUUAACAUUUGAAUCAGAAACAAACCUUUAAGAGUAGGUUUAUCUUGUACUGUGAUCUCAGGAAGUAUCUAAUGAUGUCUGUGUACCCUCUCUAGACUUUGGUUGAUUUCUGACUGGCAAAUUCCUACCCCUAAGUUUUCCUUCUCUUCUGGUUAACCAGAUGUAUUGAUAAAUUGCAACUGGAAAGUAAAAGGAGGUAAGGAGAAAGCUUUGAAAAACCAGGAAUGUACAUCAAGAUUCAAGUUUCAUAAAGUAAUUCGUUUUUAAGAACAUUUUUUACCAAGUAAGCUUAUUGAGACUUUCCUUCAAUGUUGACCAUUUUGUGGUGCUUCAGAAUUCAGUUAUGUUAAAAAAAAGUUUUUUUUCAGCUUGUCAGUGUCAAUAUAGUACCUUUUAAAAAAAAAAGAAAAUAAUAUUUAUGACUAUAAAUUUAAAGGUUAUUAGUAAUUAUGGUGGGCUGUAUGUGCCUCAAACUCAAGAUUGUCUUCCAAAUGUGUCUCUUGUUUGAAGUAUCAAUUCAAAGUGAACAGGAUAUUAAUUUCAUUUUAAACCUGUACAAAGCAAUUGUUUAUAUAAAUAUUGCUGAAAUUUCAAUACACUGUAUUUUUGCAGCUUCUUGUUUGUCUUUCUUAUUUUUCUUACCUAUGA
Vombatus ursinus (common wombat) is the source of this 1459-nucleotide messenger RNA. It is a transcript of the gene OIP5, whose product is annotated as Opa interacting protein 5. The transcript is spliced from 5 exons. Gene Ontology annotation, biological process: CENP-A containing chromatin assembly; chromosome segregation. The record is from RefSeq and is a predicted model, not a curated record. The coding region runs from base 10 to 816 and encodes 268 amino acids. Gene Ontology annotation, cellular component: chromosome, centromeric region; nucleus; chromatin. Lineage: Eukaryota; Metazoa; Chordata; Mammalia; Diprotodontia; Vombatidae.